AUGGGCGCCUCCAUGCUAGGCGACCCUCCUCACUGUCUCCGCCCCCACAGACUCACACAUUUGCCGAUGCGAAAUGGGUCUUCUUCUUCCUCUUCCUCCUCUUCCUCUUCUUCCUCUUCUUCCUCUUCUUCUUCUUCUUCCUCUUCCUCCUCUUCCUCCUCCUCUUCCUCCUCUUCUUCCUCUUCUUCCUCUUCCUCCUCUUCCUCCUCUUCCUCCUCUUCCUCCUCUUCUUCCUCUUCUUCCUCUUCCUCCUCUUCCUCCUCUUCCUCCUCUUCCUCCUCUUCUUCCUCUUCUUCCUCUUCCUCCUCUUCCUCCUCUUCCUCCUCUUCUUCCUCUUCUUCCUCUUCCUCCUCUUCCUCCUCUUCCUCCUCUUCUUCCUCUUCUUCCUCUUCCUCCUCUUCCUCCUCUUCCUCCUUUUCCUCCUCCUCUUCUUCCUCUUCCUCCUCUUCUCCCUCUGCCUGUGUGGCUCCGAAGGCCGUCGGAGGCCUCUGGCGGUCUGUUGAGUCGAGGCCUGGAAGCGAAUUAGCCGACCAGGAAGGACAGAGAGAAGCAGAGCGUUUGCGAGAAGAGAAGAGCGGAAGAAAUGGCGAGUUUUUGCGACGCUGCCGAGAACUGCUGGACGGACGAACUCCUGGACGUAAAGAGGAGCGCUCCAGAGACACAGACGGAGAAGACUGGUCCCUCUGCGGUAGGAAAAAAGGUGAAGGACACCAUGAGAAGCGCGACCCCCGACUUUUCACUUUCCACGUUCACGAUGAAGAGCUUUCCUGCCCGCUCUCGCGCUUUCUGUCGCAGCCUGAACUCCCGUCGCUUCCUCCGUUGCGAGAGAUCGUUGAAUGCCUCGUCCAGCUUCCCAAGCUCCCGGCCUCGACUGUGCGCGUCUACUUAGACACUCUCGCUCUCCUAGGCCCUGCAGUUGUUCGCGAAUUCGCCAAUGCAUGCGCCAGCCGAUUUCCGAGACCUCGAAGCAGACGCAUGCCCUGCCUCUGUCGGGCAGCAAAAGAGUCGAGCGCUGGGGACUUUUCGCCUCUGUCUCCGUCCUCGGACAAUGUGAGGAGCCGACCGCCGCGCAGGCCGCCUCGAGCGGAACGCUGCCCUGUUGUGGGGGUCGCGGAGAUGAGGAAAGAAGGCGCAACUGAAGACGAGGGAGAGUCAGGAGAAGAGUCUCGGACGAAUCCCUCGGUGUCAGCUGCUCGACUUCCCCGCUCUUCUUCUGUGUCGCCUCCUGCUUCUCCUGCAGCUCGGGAAAAGGUUCGUGGAGGCGUUGAACGAAUUGAGUGGGGUAGAGAGCGAGGCGGUGAGACGCAGGAGAAUGGUCGACAAGAAUGGAAACAGGCGUCUCUGCUGGCUUCUCCAUCCCCUGUGGAAGACCAUGUGUGCCUUUUGGCCCUGUCGCUCCAACGUCUUCCUUCAGUCGCUGCGCCGCGUCUCCGCCGGGCGCUUCUCGCCAUGCAUGCAGACUCUUCUGUCUCGUUUUCGCAUGCCCACUUCAUUGCCCGUCCCCAAAGUGUCUCUCGCCGCUCGUCUCUGCCCUCCCGCGCCUUCUCUUCGUCUUGUCUGGAACAGGACUCGCCGGCUGCGACUGGCGUCCGCCACGGGAGCAACCGAAGCCGGUCUCCGUCGGAGUCCUUGAGCUCCCCGACUGCGGUCGGAGCCGGUGGCGCCUGCGGAGGUUUGGAGGACCUUGGCCCGCUGCCUCUCGCUGCGGCGUUCCGACGCUCGCUCUCCGUCCACCACAAAUUUGGUCGAGACGAAGAGGACAACGGUCCGGCGGAUUCGGCGACAGCUUGGAACCGUCAGACCCUCUCGAGGCGCCGGAUGUGCGAGGCAGGAACCUCGAGAGGCGACUCGAGAGAUCCGAGGGAGACAGUUCGCAGGCGUCACCUUGGAAACCACACAGUCUGUGGAGAAGCAGCUGCGCUGGCUGCGCAUGCACUCUUCAGUCGGUCGGUUUACAAGAGACGCCUCGGCGGCGCUUCCGGUCGGCCAGGAGUUCUCGUCGAGAGGCUUGCACAGUCUUGCGAGCGACGCUUUACACAAGACAGGUCCAGUUCUUCUUCCUCGUUUCUGCCCGACGCAGAGCGCGGGGAAAAGCCGGCUUUCGACCGCGAGAACAGUCGCAGCUUCUGCAUCCCGCCGGCGACACAAAAGAGCCUAAACAACAUCCUGGCGCUGGAGGAGCGGGAGGAGCGGGAGGAGGAGGAAGGAGAACGGAGAGCCUCACUGGCGGACGUAGCAGCCCUGUGUCAACCCACGAAGAGGUUCGAGACAGGAUCAGUAGAUUGGAGUUGCCUUUCCUCGACUCGUGACAUUUCGGUCCGCGACCAUCGAGGGAUGAUUCUGCCCUCGCGUCUGCUCGCGGCUUCACGGACUGUCGCUCAGACGCCGCGGCGUCGGCCAGAGACGCCUCGCUCGCUUGGUCUUCAGAGACAGACGGCUCCAGAGGCCGGUCCGCGAGGCGACGGGUGGCGGCGCCUCAGCCUCCGCGGAGCUCGUUUCCACGGGCAGAGGGGCGCUGAGAGCGCUGCAAGUCCUGCCGUUUCUCUCUCUGACGACUUCGUGCUUGCAGACGCCGGAGGCAGAGAGCGAGGCGCCACCCACAACGCCCUCGGUUUUCUCAGGCAGUGGACAGAAUGCAGCUCUGCAGCAACUCGCGCGGGCCGGCUCUUGAGUGAGGCGCCGGCGCCCUGCCCGCUGAACGGGAGUGGUUCGUCUCUCUUCUCGACGCCUGCCGUGUCUUUCCUUCGCUCUCCUGGAUCGUCGCCGCCAGACGGCGUCGCGCCAAAGGAAGAGAACCUCUUCUUUCUGCUUCGCCUGCUCACGCGCUGGACCAGACGCCUUCUCGGCGCUGCGGCCGCGGCCGCGGCGCAGGCGAAGGCCCUCAAGGCCUUGAAGGCGCGCGCGGCCCCAGGCGAGGCCUCCGGCGCUUCACUCCGCGGCGGCGCGCUGGCAUCCGCUUCGGACAAGAAGCGCCUGGCGUCUCGGCAGGCUCAGGAGGAAAGAGAAGCGAGAGACGGCGGCGAAAAUCCGAGAGACGAGGGCCGAGACGAAAGCGCCACACAGGCCUCCGGUUGUUUGUUGAAUUCUGUGUUUUUCUCGAGUUGCCCGAAGGCUGCCGAGGUCGGAAAAGUCUGCGGCACUGCGGCCUGUCUCAGUGGAUGCCUUCGCCUGGGACCCAUGUCGCGUCUGGGGGAUGGUCUGCUUCACCAUCAAUUCGUUUCGCUCCUCUUUGCUCUCGCCUCGCUUCUGAGUGAAAACGCUCAGACCGUGACGCUGGCGAACGACCUUCUGACUCUUCUCUUCUUGCAGAUUUUUUUCGCUUCCUACCAACUCGAAACCUCUGCGCCUCGCUGGGUUUCUUCCUUCUCUCCGUCCUCCUCGUCCACCUCUUCUUCUCCUUCUUCUUCUCCUUCUUCUCCUUCUUCUUCUCUUUGCCGUUUUCCUCUUGCCUGGUUUUCGGGCGGUGAAGUUCAGCGUGCUUGCAUGCGCGGGAAGCGAGAGACGGCCCAGGAGGCUUGCGCGGUCGCUUUUCCUCGCUUUCUUCAGUCUUGCCUGCACUCCGACUCCGGCAUGCGGCAGCGCAGGAUUCUGCGGCUUGUUCUCUUCGAGUUGAGGGAACUGGCCUUUCUUUUUCUCGCGGGAGUCUUUGCUCGCCUUCCCCCGCUGCGGACCCCUCGCCCUCGAGGGUCGUUUGGAGACAGAAGCGCCCGGCAGCUGUCUCUGCUGGGGGCCUUUCCACGCGGACCUGCAGCCGUCGUCGAGACUUCUGAGAGGACGCAGAAACUUCUCGAGAGGUUGCGUGAAAUCGUUCAGAAUGCACUCGUCCUGCUCCGAGAUGGAAGGAAUUCAGGUGCAACCAGUGGAGAGGCGCGAAGACUCCUCGACGGACGCCACCUUCCCCACACAGUCGACCAUCUCGCGCGAGAACGCACUCACAAUCCUUCUUCUUCUUCCUCUUCUUGUGCUUCUUCUUCCUCUUCUUGCGCUUCUUUUUCUCCACCUUCUUCACCCUCUUAUUCUCCUUCGAUUCGUUUGCUCGAGAGGCAAAUGGGGGGUUCCGGGCAUGCAGGCGCCGCGCUGGGCAGCCGCGUCUCGACUUGGUGGGUCGAAGGCACAGUUCUCCGGGCGUUUCUCGCUGCAAAUCUCCUCCCGAGUCUCCAGCUCUGCCUCGCCUCGCUCUCUUCGUCCACGAUCUCUUCUUCUUCUUCUUCUGUUGUCUCUUCUUCGACCUCUUCGUCCGUCGCUUCCUCUCCUCCCUCGUCGUCUCCUCCCGCGUCUGAUGCCGGUCCGUUUUCCUCUGUUUCUUCGUCUGCCUCUCCGCAGUGGGGAGCCGCACGUUGCGUCGCGGCCGGCGAGCGGUCGCAGGUCUCGAGAGAGGAGACAGGAGAGGGGAAGAUUGCUAAGUGGAGGCGAAGCGUUUCUGGUCAGGAGGCCGCAGAGGCGUCAAGAAGGGAGGAGACGGCGCGCAGGCGCUUGGUUGUUGCUUUCAUCGACAGCGUCGUGCAGUUGAGCGGGGAGAUCGUUCGGCAACAAGCGGGCCUCGACACAAAACGCGACGAGAGACACCCUCCCCGCCGAAUGCGUUCUUCGUCUCUCGCGCAUUUGCUGGACUCGUCUUCUCUCGCGGUCCGGUGUUCUCUCGCUCUCACAGGUCGCGACGCUCUUGCGGGCCUUUGCGGCUCUCACUCCCCGCAAGAAGGAGACAACUCCGACGACGACAAUCACGCCUUCCAACAUCGGUGCCGGCUGCUCUCGUUCGCCGGACUCGCCCUGGGCGGCACCCUUUCCGCGACGGAGAUGAACGCGGGGAAAGCGGAUCGUUUUUUAAAGGUCUCACGGAGCCGUGGUGAGAAGGAAGAGGCAGGCGCCGAGAGAGAAGCCUUUGCCUCUCUCAGUGUCUACGGCCAGAGACAGUUCCUCUCUGCUCUUCUUUCCUCGUUCGCCGCCUCGUCAACAGCCGCCGCUGCUGUGCCCUCUGAACGACGCCUGCAAACAUACAGCAGAGGAGAAAGGCGGCAACGAGAAGCCGAGCAAAGAGAAGCUGAGCAAAGAGAAGAGGAAAGAAGGAACCACCAAGAGGGAGAAGGAAGGCGAGGCGCCGCGAGAGGAAGACGCACUGCCGCCUGCAACCAGCUCGUGACCUGCGGCGUCCUGGGCCUCCUUCAAGGCCUCAGUGCUUGCGGUUCAAGGCCUUUCGCGGCAACUUCAGCAGACCAGCGAGAGGAAGGAGAGGAAAGAGAAGAAGAACAUGCAGGGAGGGGAGAGCGAGACCAGGUGCAUGCAGCCCACCAGAAACGAGCAGGCAAAGAAGAGUGGACGCUUGAGAAUUCCAGAAGAGACGCGGUCGACCUCGUUUGGACUGCCGUCGUCGAGGAUAUGCUGGUCCAGAGCAGUUGCCAGGUUCUUUCCGCUCUCCUCCGAUCUGGCUGUCUUCCUCGCUCCGGCGACACAGUUGCGCUUCUUAUGUUUCUCCUGCAUCUCUUCGAACAUCAGCUUUUCCUUCUGUCUUGCUGCCUCGCGUCUUCUCUCUCCCCCGCUUCUCUCCCUGUGGCGUAUCGGUCGCCUUUCCUCCUCCAGCACCCAGCCGGGAGAGGCGGCGGAGAAGCAGAGGCAGCGAGGCCGGAGAGCGACGCAGAAGGCAACUCGACAUGCGAGGGCGAGAGAGAUCACGCGGAGGCAGAGCACCAUGCGAAACGGACGCGCGGAGAGGUCCAGGGAAACGGUGGGGAAAAGGCGUUCAAAGGAAGCCAAUCAAGACGACAAAUUGAACAGAGAGACGGCAUUGCUGCCUCUCUGUCGCGGCUUCUGUCUUUGUACCUUCGCGACUGCAGCCGAGGAGGAAGAGUUUUCGAAGACCUCCCGGGCCUCAUCACCUGCAGCUCUGCUCUCCUUCACGCGCUUUUCCGCGACCCAAAGUGGUUCUUCUUCUCCCCGUCCUCUUCGCUUCCGCGCGUCUCCAGUUUCCUCCGCGUUCUCUUCUUUCGCCUCAUCUGCCUCUGCUCGUGCGAUGGGUGGAUGUGCCGGACGCCUUCUCACUCUCCUGCGGGGCGACGCCUGCGCGCAGCAGCGAGCUACGAAGCCGCCAGACAGAACAGGAAAGAAGGCGGACGAAACGGAGAGGCUCCACGAGGAGGAGAACGAACGAGAGACUCGCGAAGGCUGACAGAGGGACAUCAGCAAGCGCUGCAUGCCGCGCUCCUUCUCUCUCGGAGCAGACCGGUGAAGGAGGAAACACAGACUGUCAACGAAGGAGAGGAAGCACAAGAGCAAGGAGACAGAAAGGGAGAAGACGAAGCGUUUCAGCGCAUCAGUGCUCACGAGGCUUAUGAGACCUCCUGCUUGCUUCUGCGAGACUUCCAAUCUCUUCUUCUCCCUCUUCUCCAGUACGCCGGCACAGAGCGAACAAGCGAAGAAGGUUCUGACCUCGACGGCAGCGUGCUACAUAGAGAGAAGGAGAUGCUGCAGCUCAUGACGCUGUUCCACCACUCCACGUUUGUCGUCCUUGCCGCUUCUCUCAACGCGACUGAGCGGCCCUCGCUGCCUUCUGCUUCGAGCGCGGAAGAACGAGACAAGAACGAUGCGCGCCAUGGCACCUCUGCGGGGACUGCGAGUGCAUGCGACUUAGAAUCUCAGGACGCAGGAGCAGAGACAGGGAAGCCGCCGUGCGACAGCGAUGGUGCUUCCGACCCUCUCCCCCCGCUCGGGUGGACGUCGUCAGUCUUCUCGUUUCUGGAUCGAGGAAAAAUGGAAAGGCAUUUCUCUCGACACAACGGAAGUUCCGUUUCGGCCUGUCGCAGGCUCCCUCCUCGGCACCCGCAAGAAGGCGCGACGAGAGACGCCUCGUCGCCGGACGUUGGCUUCGCGGCGUUUUCUGGUUCUUCUCACAAGACAGGACGCCGGCGAGAGGAAGACGAAGUCGCACCCAGAUUGCUGCUUGCCGAACGAGAUGAAGCGAGGGAGUUUCGGCGUUUCCUCGCGACUCUGGCGCCUGCGCGCGCUCAGAGUCUCCCUGUCUCGUUCUGUCCCCUGUCUCCUUUUGCUCGCCAGGCCGCAGCCUUCGUUGUGCGCCAGCAGCUACUGCUCCUCGGCAGGAGCCUGGCUUCCGCUGCAGCGCGUUCGCCUUCCUCGACACCCUUCUCAGAGAUGCUUCGCUUUAGAGGAGAGCCGGCAGUGGUCGAUCCAGAAGGGGGAGGCACUCAAGACGUCUUGGGAGGCUGGAGAGGCGCGAGGAGGCCGCCGAGAGCGAGAAGCAGCGCGAGGGGAAAGGGGAGUCAGAGAGGAGGAGUGAGAAGCGGAGAGUGGGCGAAGAGCUCGGCGCCGGUCGAGCUGAGAGACACUGAAGCCGUCUGUAGACACGCUGCGGCGCAGAUUUGGCUGCUGGUUGCUCGCGAGCGCGUCGCGGCGCUCCUGGGGGCUGCGGGGGCGGCGGUGCCUGGAGGCGCUCUGCGGUCUUGGGGGCAUUGGUCGUCUCAAGCCUCUUCGCUGUCUCUACCGCCUCUGUCGUUUUUCUUCUUCUCACCUGCGCCGGCGCGAGGAAGCGCGUCGGCGAGCGCAGAUAAGGCGACAGACCCCCCAAGAGAGACAGUAUGGCCUGCGAGCAGAGCCAUGCGCCUGAGGCUCCUCAAGAGACUGAACGCCCUCAGCCAGGAAGAAGGCCUUCUGCAACUCGCUGCCUGUCUUUCGCCAUGGAGCCUCGCCGUCGAAGACUGCAGAGAGACGCAGACAAGGCAAGACGCAGAGGCAGAAGGAGAGGAGGAAGAAGGAGAAGAGGACGACGAAGAGGACGAAGAAGAGGACGAAGAAGAGGUGGAGAGGAAGAAGGAGAGACGGGAGAGAAGAGCAUGUGAACGGAAGAGCGGUCUGCGGGAGAUAUUGCGCGAGACGCCCCAGGAAGAGCAACUGCCAUUACCUGUGUUUAGACGCGUGGAAGGUGAAGACGCCGCCGAGUCAGAAUGCCGGAGAGAAGAUGCUUUGCUUUUCCUGAACCAAAUCCUGUUGGCCAUGCUGCCGGCCCCAGCUCGGCCGUUCGCAGCAGAUCUGCCUCUCGCCUUCUUGUGGGUCGCCGUCGCAGCCCAGCAACUUUUCCAAAGGCGAACAGAGCAUUUCUGUAGCUGCUCAGUCUCUGCAUUUGCGGCGUCUCUUCUCGGGGCCUCCCGCCUGGCGCUUGCUCACCUGGACGAAGCAACUUUCUCGUCUGGAUCGCCUCAAGAGUGGACACAAGAGCCUCUGAAAAAGGAUCCUCGCGUCUCUCUUUUCCAUCUCCAAGGAAAACUGGCAGAACUCGCAGCCGACCGCUGGUUCUCUCGUCUCGAACGAGGCAGUGCGUCAGCCUCUCUCGCAGUCGGGUGGCUUCCGAAGUCUGCUCCUGCACCUUGUUCCAGUUCUUCGCUUUCCUCUCCUCUUGCCUCCGUUUCUUCUUCCUUCCCUUCACUCUCUGCGAUUUCUGCGAUCCUUCUUCGCGAAGGAGAGGGCCAAGGUCAGGCGACGGGGAAAGGCGAGGGAGAGCCUGCGCUUGUCUUCGCGACGCUGAUGGGAGCCGGAAAGGCAUGCAGGGUCCUGCUGCAGACGCUUCAGAACCUCGUGCGUUUGGCUUGCGCUCCUUGUUCCCUCGCCUCCACUCUCUGGACUCUUCCAGCCGCCUUCGCGUUCGCCUCUGGCUGCUCUGCGGACUGCAGUUCGGCUUCUGCGUCUGUGGCUUUCUCGCGGCAGCGGUCGCCCGAGGGUCUCGCGCGCCUGGUGACAACACAGAAGGAAAUCGAAGAACGACAACAUGCCGUUGUCUCGCUGCUCACGCGCCUCUUGCGCGUCGCGCCUGCUCUCCUCAACUCCGUCGAGGCGGUCUCUGCCCUCGUCCAGACCAUCGCCGUUCUGGGAGAGUCGCUGCAGCUCGUCGCAGCCUCGUUUGAAGAAGCACCGGUCCCCCGAGGAGACGCAAAGAGGCGGCGACAGCUGCUCAAAGAAGCCUCGACUAGAUCCCCAGGUUUCCUUUCGAAAGCGACGUCGUACUUUCUUCCGGGGGCGACGACCCGUCUCCCCAUUUCCAUCUCUCUGCUUCAUCAGCGAACCUCCUCUUCGGCCGCGUCGGCGUCUGGCGGCUUCUCCUACUCCAGUGGCGCUGCCGCCACAGACUACACGGCCUCUGCUGUGGCGCCUCCGCCAAUAUCGUCUCUGCCUUCACCUGCCGAGCCUUCUCUCUCUGUUCCAUCUUCUUCUCUGCCGUCUCCGUCUUCGAUGCCUCCUUCUUUCUUCCCCGGUCCGCCUCCGUUUGCGGCGUCUGCCCGGCCUCUUCGCGUGGACGUUUCUGCCUCGGACUCGGCUUCGCUGGCUCUCUCUCGGCGUCUCCAGAGCGUUCGCGGUGCCUCUUCCUCCUUCAGCUGUGGGGUGGAGAGCAAGAGGAGACGGAGGCGCGAGCAGGGGAAGAAGCGAGGCUUCCUGGAGGCUGCCGAUCGAGACCUGGAGGAGGAGGAGAGAUUUCUGGGCGUCCUGCGGUCUUCGCUGCUGUCGCUGUUCUCCUCGCUUCGUCUCCUCGUCGACCGGCUCGGCCUUGCAGUCUGGAACGAGUGCAUACAAACGAAGAUCCGAGAGAGUGACAACGUCGCGCUUCUGUUUUAUCUCCUUGCGGUUCUCCUUUCAGGAAAGUCCCGCGAUACCCCCCGAGAGGCCGAUGCGGGCCUUCUCGGAGAUGUACCACCCCCAGCUGUUUAUCUCGCUCUCUGCGGAGACGAGGGAGACAGAGUCGAGCAGACUAGUCUUCAGAACUUCUUCCCUUCUUCUCCAGGGCAGCUGGGGGCGGCGCCUCUGCCGACUUCGCCGCAGUCUCCCUUUCCGAGGCGCCCCCGCUGCCUCUCCUGCCAGGUUCGAGCGCUUCCCUUCUUCAAAAGAAGGGGAGAGAAAAAGCGAGAAGAGGCGCCGAUCGCGGCGCGUCCUUCGACCGGUUCGCUGGCGUCGUCAGGAUCGCCUCAGGUCUCGCCGAUCUGUGAACACUCUGAUGGGUCUCCUCUUCCAGAGUCACUGUUGCUCUCCCUGGCUUCGUCGCUCCCGGCCGAGUCCUCGAGUCGCAGCAGCGACGAAGCGACGACUGCGAAACGCGAGACGAGAGACGUCGUGGUGGCGAGCUCGGAGAGCGCUGGAGGAGGCGGAGGCGAGGCUUCAUCUGAGUCGCAGGCCUCCCUCGCAGGACGGGAGGCGCGAGAAACUCGACAUCCCUUUUGUCCUUGUGCAUGCAGGCGAUGCUCAUCCUUCGUUCCCGGCCUUUCAGGCGCGGAGAUGGAGCGAGAAAGCGAGCGCUUCAUGGGAGGCUCUGGAGAGGCGGCGGCGCCACAGGAAGCUGCGGAGACACUCCGAGAAGCGAAAGAACGGAGAGCCAUGCGAGAAGAGCUGCUCUUUGCCGAUUCAUCUCAUUCUUCGCUCUGUUCUCAUCCCUCCAUUGUGAUUUUCCUUCCCGCUGCUCUCUUGGCAGACUCGGCUCAAAAAAGCGGAAGAAACGCCUCCGAACAACGCGGCGCCGUUGCGUCUCUCGUGGCGUCUCGCCUCUCUGCGGCCUCGCCGACUGCCCGCGCAUCGAGCGCUCCCCUGUGCGGGCAAGCACCGACGGACCGAGGAGGAAAUGCAGAGAACGAAGAGCGUGGAGAGGAGGAAAAGGGAGAGAAGGAAGAGCGUGGAGAGGAGGAAAAGGGAGAGAAGGAAGACGGACGAGCGACAGCGAGCGCCUGCCCUUCUCGCGAAGAAGAGGAACCGAGUUUCCUCUCAGUGAAACAGCCUCGUGGAGACCUCCCGGGCAACAACGCGCGUCUGUCUCUCGCGACAGAAAACAGUGGUAGGGACUUGGAGAGAGAGGGGAAAGAGGAGAAGGAGGAGAAGAAGGAAGGUGAUCCGAGAGAAGCUGGAAAGGACGAGAGAAGAAGAGAGGCGCCAGACCGACAAGACAUAUCGAGCGACAAGACGGCGGCCAGUCCCUUCAGAGAGUCGCUUCGCCUGGUGCCGCUCUCGGAGCCUUCGCGAUGCCCCGCUUCCCGAACUCCUCAUCUCGUCUACUAUUUGUUUAAAGACGGCAAAAACGGUGUCUCCAGUUCUUCGAGGAACCAAGCGGUUCGGUUGUUCCGCGUGCAUUUCGCCUCGUCUUGUCACCAGAGGCCUUCUUCUCCCGGGCCGAGGGUCUGUCGGAGCCUCUGCCUGGCGUCGCUGCCGCCCGCGAUCGCAGACCGCGUCGAGGAGGCGCUGGCGGCGUUUGCGGAGCGAGAGAAGCGAAGGCGAGAAGAAGCGCGCCGCGUCCAGGAGGCUUCAGAGAACUUCGCGGUGGCCUUUCUCCUUCAACUUCUCUCUGCAGCUCUGGUUCGAGGCAGGGAGUCGACAGCACAGACGCCCUUUGAUCUCCUACGCGUCGUGCAGAGCUACGGCGCCUACAUGACCUGCGUCCGGCAGACGAUGCGGGAGACCGGGGAGAGAAGAAUAGGGGAGAGAAGAAUAGGGGAGCGAAGAAUUGGAGAGCGAAGUCGAGAGGGAACGGAGCGUGGAGAGGAAGAGCGAGAGAGAAGACGUUUGACUCUGAACGAACAGUACCACCAAACUGCCGCUGCGUGGAGGAAGGCCCCUGCAUCAUCAGGGAGAAUCGACAGAGCGAACGGGGUCGUGCGAAGUGAGUCGGACGAGGAAGAACAGGAGGAGCGAGGGCGCGAGAACCUUGUCCGCGACGACUGGGGAAGACAUGCUCUUUCUCGAUCCUCUCCGUCGCUAGGCGAUUCACAGAGAGAGAAGGUCAGCUUGCUUUUCGCGGGGGAGCGCGGAACAGAUGAAGCUAGAGAGAGGGCGAGAGGAGAGAAACGCGGGCGGCUCGGGAGGCUGCCUACCGACGGGAACGAAGGCGAAGAAGACAGAAGUGAGGCGGUGCGUCUUCACUUGGAGAAACGAAAAGAGUCAUCGCCGUUGCCCGCGGCGUUAUCAAGUGUACCUGCUCUGGUGGAUGAAUUCGUUUUGACGACUCUGCCUGUCGCUUCCACUUCGGUUUUCUCUCAAGAAAUGCUCGCAUCUGUCUGUUGGCAGGUGCUCUUGGCGCAUGCACCGCAGCUGACAUCUGCAGACUCUCUUUUCUCUGUUGCAAAGACCUCCUUGGACCCUCUCCCGCGCUCAUCUCUCUCCCCUGUCGGCUCUGCCGCUCUCUGGGCCGCCUCGCCAGCCUCUCCGGGCUCUUCUCUCCCUUCUUGUCCCGCGAGACCGCCAGCGAGCGACGACGCCUACACGACGCCUGCCUUUCCUGUCUCCUCUGUCUCUGCGGCCGGCUUCUACUCUGCGGCACCGCCGGCGGUGGUGGCGCCUGCGGCUCUCGCGGGAACCGGGCUAGGUCUGUUCUUUCAGACGUUGCUGAUUCAGGGGGUGCUGGCGAAGCGUGAGAGCUCUGCUUCGUGUAGGAGCCGAGAAGGCCGCCUGCGGCUGAAGGGACGGCCUCCGUUCGCCUUCGUCUCCUCGCUCCACGCUCAGGAGGCUCUCUCGGUCUUGCAACAUUUGACGGGACUCCUUCGCCGCGCCGGUCUUUCUUCUUCUCUGGAGAAGGGCGGAGACACUGUAGCUCGGCAGGUCUGCAGCGCCACUCCGAGGUCGCCUGAAGCUGGAGAUUUCUUUUCAUCUUCGGCAGAGCGCGAGCAUGCACGCAGGCAGGAGGCUUGGCAGAGAUGUAGAGACGAGGUGAGUGAGGCGCUGCGGGUCCACGCUUCUUCGCUCUUCAGCCUCUUCUUCCCGUCUUCCCCGUCCUCGUCCCGCAGAGGAGACACCGCCCAGGAAGGAGACCGUUCGCAGGACGCCGUGAGAUGUGUGCGCGGAGGCGGGGAGACCGGAAGAAAUACGAGGGAAGAGAAGGAAAUCGCAGGCGAACUGGAGCAGCAAACGGACGGAGGCUUGGCCUCUGCCGCAGCCAAGCAAGGCAAGCAGGCAACGCAUGCGUCUCAACUGUCUCCAGAAGGAGACACACACGCAGAGGGACAUCAGGGCCAUGCGAGUGACGUCACGCGAGGGAACGAGGGAGGCCGAGAGGAAGGAACGGGGCGUCGGGUGGCGUACACUGUCUCUGCAAAUGGAAGGGCGACUAUCCCUCGACUGCCGCGCUUCAGCCUCCAAAGAAAAGUGCAUAAACCGAGUUCUCCGAGAAGCGAAAACGCCGAAGACUUCCCACCCCUCUUCCCACAAGAAAAAGAGACUCGCACAAACGCUGACCACGCUCGCGACCUGGCGAACUACGCCUGUCGUCUCUCCCCUGGAGAGACCCUGCUGUGGCUAGCAGCCGGCGCAUGGACUGCCGCUGUGACAUCGCUGUCGUCUUCAGAUUCAUAUGGUCUCCACCCCGGCUUCAUCGACCUGUCUCCUUCUUCUCCCUCUUCCUCUUUGUCUCCUUCGCGUUCUGCACCUUCGCGUUCUCUGGCGUCCACGAGCGACUUGGUCUCCGUGGCUGUGGGGGCUCUGGAGCUGGUACGGACCGUCUCCUCGAUCAGUCAGGAGCCUGGAGGUUUACAGCUGUCUCUGCCUGUCUGGCUGUGGCUGCGCCUUACCUGCGAGCGCGCGUCGUUUCCUCGGUCUGCCUUCUCUUCCAGGGAUGACCGAACAAGUGUGGAGCCUUCGCCUAGGCCGGAAGACAGAGACAGGAGAAUCCGGUGUCUCCCGGUCUCUGCCGGCUCGUUGUUGGGCGAUGCCGGGGAAGCGAGGCACCUUCGAGCUUCCCGUGAAAGAGAGCACCUGCCUUGCGCUGCGAGAAGCCACGACUCUCGGUUUGAGAGGAGCUGCUGUCUGGAAGGCGUCGACGCUUCAGUCGCCAGAGAGCGAGAGGCUCUCCGAGAGUGGCUCUUCGGAGACACCGCGUUCUUCGCCUCGCUGCUUGCCGCGACUUGGCGAUGCAUGCACGCAGAGCUGCUUGGCCAGCAGGCCGGUUUGAUUCUCGAUUUGGAGACGACGGAGAGCCGCCUGAAAGGCGCCAACCCCGCGACCUCUGCAGCUGCUGCGGAUGACCGAGAACUCGAUCUGCCGUCGCCUUUCAACGUCGCGGCCUAUUGGGGCUCUGUGGGAGUGACUCAGGCGUCCAAGGGGGCCUUCGCCCACAGAGUUUUGCCUCGUCUCCAGGCGGUUCAUCGCGACAUUCUUCUCGCUUCCUUCUUCCUUUCGCGCCUCAACCCCCUGCCGCCUCUGCUCCUGUCCUUCACGCAGAAGGGACCUCUUUUCUCGCCACACGCUUCGCUUUCGCCGAUUCAAGACGCCCAACUCGCCGCGACGCUCUACGCGACUCUCGCGGCCCAGAGAGCCGCUGCAGGCGCCACAGUCGCCGCAGUGGCCGCCGUGGUCGGGAGCGUGAGGGGACGCGAGGGUCAUGGAAAAGGCAGAGGAACGAGGCGUCCCCUGAACAAAGUAAAGACGUUUUUCCGCUCUGUUUUUCGGCGGCCUUCGCGGCCUUCAAUGCCGACUGCUUUUCCUGAUUUAUUUCUGUUCGACGCGUCUCUCGUUCCAAGAGAAGACACGGUGGACGUUUCGUCUCGCCCUCCUGGAGCUCGCAGAGAGAGCGAGCGAGAAGACGCAAGCGCCAGGAAGCGGGGACCGAAGAGCGAAGGGAUGCUGUCACCUGCAUGCGAGCCGUCCGCCGCCGUGUCUCCCUUUUUUUCUGAGAGGUCGCGGAGGCUCCUGGCCCCUACGGUUGCCCUUCUGUCUCAGGCGGACACGGCGUUUGUCUGCGCAACGGCUGCGUCUACCGCAGUGCUUCUUUCUUCCGCUUCUCUGUCUCAAGGCUUCCAGGGUCCACCUCACAACUUCCUCACCCUGCUCGCCACUCGCUCACACGCACUCCGCAGUUGGGGCUCGCCGCUCUCGGAGCUGGCCGGUCAAUCGUCUUCGAGCGGUUCCUCCCAUUCUCCAUGUGCAGCGCAGUUCCUCUUUCUCCUUCUCUUUGAGUCCUUCCGAGGGCCUCUGGCUCCGCUGCCUUCACCCUACGGCGCGGGCUUCGCCUCUGCCGCGCUCGACGAGAAGAUCCGUCUCUUCUUCUCGCCGGCAACCCAAGUGUCUCCUUUGGCGCUGAGCUCGCCCCUCGCGUGGUCCGGAGACGAAAGAGACAUCUGGAGCCGAGUCAGCUCGGGGCUCGCGGGGCGCAUGCGACGCGCGUCAGGAGGCGGCAGGAAGGAGGAACGACUCUCAAACUCGAACGAGAAAGCUCAUCGAACAGCGGAACGCGCAGUGGCUUUUCUCUGGACGCCAAAAGUGGAGAUCUGCGUCCCUGGAACCUCUAGAAGUCCUCUCAAUCCCGACAUCGUCACCUCGCUUCUUCUGCCUCUGCUUCCUCCCAUGGUCGCGGCGACCCACCCUCACUCACUGCUUCCUCUACGGCUCUGGUCGUCACGAAAGCGAAGGACUUCCUCCGGAAGCUCCAAGGCGUUUCCUUCUCUCGACCUCCCUUCCCGUUCCUUCGCUGCUGCGAACGAGCGGCGAGCAAGCUGGACUCUGCAUGCACGGCGAGGGCGGAAGGACGAUGAUGAGGGGAUCCGCGGCCGGCGACGAAAAGGCGAGAAGGCCGUCCACUCGAAGGCCGAACGGCGCGACUUUGACACUUCGUGGGGGUUUGCAUCCACGGUGUUUGAGGCGCAAGAACCUUCACUUUUCGCCUCCUUUCUUCUCAGCUCGUUCACGGGGGGACGGAAUGCGGCCGCUGGCAGACUUGUCGCCGACGUCUUCGCGGCUUUUCUGGAAGAAAACGGAGUCACGGGUGAAGAGCGUUUCGACGCAGAAGCUUGCAGCGCAGCAGAACCUUUCGUCUUAACGAGUUGUUCCUGCCGGAUUUGCUUCUUCCUGCACAGUCGCGAGUUCAUCGCCCGAGCAGGUAUCAGGACUCUCUUGGCGUUUCUGACGAGACCCCCAGACGAGUUGUACCUCUCGGAGUGCCACUGUCCCCUGCACCUCGCUUCCUCCUUCUCGCUUUUUUCUCCCGUCGCUGAGGAAGAGUUUCGAGGCGCGGGGGGAUUUGCGGAGAACUUCGAGGACCGUGGGCGAACCAAGGAGGAAACGCGCAUGAUGAAAGAUCUACGCCGGCCUCCGUCCGUCGUCCGCUUCACUGCAGUUUCCGCUUCUCCGACACAGAGUCCACCGUCCCCGACUCCAUCCUCGCCGCUGUCCGCUUCCCCGUCGCGAGCUUCGCCCAGCUCGCUGGUGCAUUCCUGCUUUUCUUCUUCUUGUUCUCGCUCCUUGGCUUUCUUCGCUCUUGCCUCGCGGUGCAUGCAAGAGCGCGACGACGAGGACCAGCUCGCCAGGAGACAUUUCCUUCUGCUAUCGCAGGCGCUUCUUCUCCUCUUCGGGGGCGACACCCCCACGGGCCAGUUGGCCCCGGCGACCCCAGCCCGCUCGCCACAGGCGCCAGCUUCGCUUGAGGCAGGAACGCUCAAAGGACGCUUUGCCCGGAAAAAGGAAGGAGGUGGAGACGGCAGGGAGCUCGUGAGCAGCGUAGCCGCGACUGGUUUGAACCGUAAAGUUCUGAGUGAUAAACCGGUUCAAGGAAAACCUUUGUUUCCUGCUCCGACGUGUGUCUUUCAACUGCCGGAGUGGCAAGGUUUCCAAGUGAAGCCCAGGAGUCCGGAGGCCUCGUUCGCGUCCGUUCUCUUCCCGCUGCCGCGAAGACACAGGCACCAAACGGACGGGCAGGACGCGCAGGGGAGGCUUCCGGACGGACGCUUUGCGUUCAGUCCGUCUUUCCCCAGCUUUUCCUCCCCUCCCGUGCGCCUACCUGUGUGUCUCCUCCACUUGUUUCUCCACGACGAGGUCGAGAGAGUUCGAGCGUGGAGUGCCGCGCGGUCGCCGCUCCUGCAGAGGGUGGCGCCGCGCCCCUCGCUCCUGCGAGAGAAGCCCAGAGGGGAUACUCCCGAAAGCAGAAACGUCGAAAGGAGAGAGGAGAAGGCGACCAAAAGCGUUUCCGAGAGGACCCGUUCCGGCGCGAAGAGCCGGCACCAAGCUCCGGGCGAGCGCGUUUCCGAGAGCGAGCGAAGCGCCCAUAAAGACGAAGCAAAUCGGGAGUGGCAGCGACGGGGAGACAGCGACCCCCGACGAGGCGGGAGGUUUGGACAAAAGUGGAAGACGCUGAGGAAGCGAGGGUCGGGUGGGAAGACGAGAGUGAGGAGGUUGCUUUUGAACAGGAAGACCGGACUCGCCGGCGAUACUUCUGUGAAAAACAGCGACGCUCAAAGUGCGAGGCUGAAGCCGCUCAGGUCUCGCCUCUCUUUUGCUCUUCGCUCCAGGCGCAGGCGUCCCUCUCAGACCUUGCGGUCGCUCUCUGUGAGAGUUGAGGAGAGAGAGUCUGCAGCGGAUGAGACAAAAGGCGAGACGCACACACACAGGCGGAGCGAUCGCGGGGUGAGAGAAGGGGAGAAGGAAAGAGAGAAACGCAGAGACGAAGACAGACGCAGCACCCCUUUGUGGCGUAGAGACUCUUCAGAGUUCUCCCUUGAUUGGAUUCUUCAAGGUGCCGACCUCAGUCUCAUAGCAGCGGCCGCGCACAGAUUUCGAUGGUCGCCGGAAGUUCUCAGAGAAAGCUCGACUCUGCGGCACCUGCUCGAGGCGGAAUCGUGCGACGCGCUUUUGAACGGCUUUUUGGCGCAUGCAACGAGCGGGCGAGAUUCUGCGAACUUGCUCUCGCGACUCCUCCUGCAGUACGCGGGUCUUCGGUCUUUUCCCUCUCCUGCAGAGACUUCAGGUCUUGUCUCUGCGUUGACGCCUUCUUCAGCCGCGCCCAGCCUUCGCCGAAAGAGCGCCAAGGACCGGCAGGCUCCCCGUGGCGUACCCCCGGCCUUCUUUGCCGCCGCGCGGCUGCUGGUCUACGCCUUCCGCUUUCCACUCGCGUUUCUUCUGCAGCUUCUCGCGCCCCACACGUCCGUCGCCGUCGCCCUGGGAGCGCCGCAGCGGCCAGCUCCAGCUGAGGCCCGCGACCGGUGUCUCCGCUUUCUUCUCUGGUACCAGAGGUGGAGCCGCAGCAAAGCUGGCAGGUGCCGCAGGCCGCAGCGCGACUUGAGUCUCCUUCGAGGCCGCAAACGCCCAGAGGAGAAGUCGAGGAGACAAGAAGAGCGAAGACGUUUCUGGGGAAGACGCGAUCCCGAGGCAGUGAGGAACGCCGACGCCACACUCGCCUUCGCCUCGCCUUCUGCUCUCUUGAGCGCCGGUGGCUUCAUUUCUCUUCUCCGGAUCUGUGCAGCGAGAGGCCUGUCGUCCUACCCUGCGUCACUCGUAGACAGAACGCUCUUGCCGGAGCUCAUUCAACUCAUGAGAGUCGACGUAGGUCGCGGGAUGGAGGCUCUGCUUCUCCACGAAGCCGCCGCGGCGAAGGAAGACGGAGAAGGAAGCGGACUGUCAGAAACCUUUCAAAUCGCCGCGGAAGCUGCGCCUGGACAGACGGAUCGACUCGCAAGGAAAUGCAUGCGCCUCCAGCUCGCUCUUCUCCUGGCCUUGCCCCCUGGAAGACGCGAGGCGCUCCGGCGCCAGUACACGUUCUGGAACGCGCUCGCUGCUCUGAGUGGAAAGGCCAAGAAGAUCCUGCCUGCCAGUGAAAGAGGCAAAUUCCUCAAAGAGGAAAUCGAACGCUUGGUGAGUACAACGGAUUUGUCGGAUAUGACGAUGCCCUUGGAUCCGUCGCGCCUUUUGGUGCGCGUUUUGAGCGAGACGGCAACGCCCCUGCAGUCUGCCGCGAAGGUACCCUAUGUACUCACAUUUGAAACGCGACCCGUUCGUCCUUGCUCAGAGCAGCCGUCGUCUGCCGAUGGAGAGACUCCCGUGGUGUCAAGAGUCACAUGCAUUUUCAAAAUGAAUGACGAUGUGCGCCAAGACCAACUGGCUCUGCAGAUCAUCCAGAUUGCUGCGUCUGCCUUCAACCGCGUCGGCGUCGACGUUUGGGUCCGCCCAUACAAAGUAAUUUCGAUGCGCGUUGCCGCUUCUUCUUUUCUCCGUCUGCCUCUGUCUUCUUCAUCUUCUUCGUCCUCUGCUUUCGUCUCGCCUCAAGAAGAGAGUCCUGCUCGAAGGAGGCUCAGGCAGGUGAUUCCGUCUCAGCAGCCUGCGCGAGGCUGUUCGAGCUUCGCCCCCAACGUGUCUUCUCGAGUUCUCGCCACUCCCGUGACUCACCCGGCCUCUCGAGAAGCCCUGUCGGAGACAGAAGAGAAGCGAAAGAGAGACAAUGAAGGGUGUGGGCAGAGCUGCUCUCUCUCCGCUCUGGCGGAAGGUCGAGCGGCGGAGGUAUCUGCGGCAAAGGCGACAGGAGCGCUGCAGGGUGUCUCCUUCUCUGAAGGCGCCUCCGCGCGCGGCGGCCUAAUUGAGUUGAUUCCGGACACCAUCUCAAGGCACCAAAUUGGCAAGAAGUUCGGCUGUUCCCUCCCAGAGCUCUUCUCCCUGACCUUCGCCCAUAGUCGCGAAAACUGCACGAAAGAAAUCGAAGACACAGAAGCAGACGAAGCAGAGAGAGGAAAGGACAGAGACAAAGACGCAGCAGUGCACAUAGAAAAAGGAGGGGAGAAACGGAGGAAAGAAGGUAGAGACCGUGGGGACGAGCAAGAUGGAGGAAAAGACAAGGAUGAAACGAGUAGCUCAGUCAAUGCAGAUGCGUGGCUUGUGCCGAGGCAGGGUGCCGAGAGGUCGAGUUCGAGUCCUUGCGCAGCUGUGCGUCUAGGCUCUUCGCGACAGGCAGAGUUUCGCUUUCGCUGCUUCAUAGAAGGCGAGAGAAAGGACGCAUGUGUAGCGAAGGACAAGUCGCAGAAGAGAGCGAUUUCUUUCACCCGCAAUCUCCAGCAAAAAGGAGAGCGACCGAAUCCUGUCACAGGCAAUGGCAAGGCCCUCUACGACAUGGCCGUGAAGAACUUUGUCAAGAGUCUCGCGGGCUAUGCUGUUCUCUCCUACAUUCUUCAGGUGAAGGACCGGCACAACGGAAAUCUCUUGAUUUCGCGUCAGUCGGGGCGGGUCAUUCACAUCGACUUUGGGUUCGUCUUCGACAUCUCUCCUGGCCACGACAUGCAAUUCGAGAAGGCCCCCUUCAAGCUCACGAGAGAAAUGGUGCAGCUCAUGGGAGGGGACAGUCGGACAGAAAUGUUCAGAUACUUCACACGACUCUGUGUGCAAGGGUAUCUCGUUCUGCGAGAACAAGCAGAUCUCAUCAUCACUUUGGUGCAGGCGAUGCUUCACUCGGGUCUGCCGUGUUUCAAACGUCAGUCUCUGGAAAAUCUAAAGUGGAGAUUCCAGCUGGAGGCUUCUCCCGCGGAGGCCGCUGCCUUCAUGGAGGCGCGCGUGAUGGACGCCUACGAGAACUUCACGACGAAAGCCUACGAUGUCGUUCAGCAUCUCCAGCAGGGGAUUGACUACUGA
Messenger RNA from Toxoplasma gondii ME49, 20343 nucleotides. RefSeq names its product phosphatidylinositol 3- and 4-kinase. The coding region runs from base 1 to 20343 and encodes 6780 amino acids. Gene Ontology annotation, cellular component: cytoplasm; plasma membrane. Gene Ontology annotation, molecular function: 1-phosphatidylinositol 4-kinase activity. NCBI's taxonomy places the organism in Eukaryota, Apicomplexa, Conoidasida, Eucoccidiorida, Sarcocystidae. The record is from RefSeq and is a predicted model, not a curated record. The transcript is spliced from 18 exons. Gene Ontology annotation, biological process: phosphatidylinositol-mediated signaling; phosphatidylinositol phosphate biosynthetic process.